Ornithodoros turicata is the source of this 5447-nucleotide messenger RNA. RefSeq names its product homeotic protein ultrabithorax-like. Lineage: Eukaryota; Metazoa; Arthropoda; Arachnida; Ixodida; Argasidae. Gene Ontology annotation, biological process: anterior/posterior pattern specification; negative regulation of transcription by RNA polymerase II. The coding region runs from base 113 to 1009 and encodes 298 amino acids. Gene Ontology annotation, molecular function: RNA polymerase II cis-regulatory region sequence-specific DNA binding; DNA-binding transcription factor activity, RNA polymerase II-specific. Gene Ontology annotation, cellular component: nucleus. The record is from RefSeq and is a predicted model, not a curated record. The transcript has 4 exons.
GCCGAGCCGCUGCCGACCAUGCACCCAUUUAACGCAACACCUUGAGUCUGGAGUAAAAAACACAAAUUGUAAAUCCCAUGUCGGAAGCCGCGAGGGUGUCAUCGGGCGCCAGAUGAUGAACUCGUACUUCGAGCAGAGCAGCUUCUACAACAGCCAAGGGGGCAGCGCUGCCGAGCAGGCCUACCGGUUCCCGCAGGGCCUGCUCGUGCCGCCGUACCCGCAAUCGACGGCAGCAGCGGCCGCUGCUGCCGCCGCGGCAGCUGCAGCCCGCGUAGCGUCUCACGACUCAACUCCAACGGCCUACGACUCCUCGACAGCAGCAGCAGCAGCAGCCUGCAAACUCUACCCGACCGACACGAGCGGAGCGUUCAAGACCGAGUGUUUGGUCAAGGACCAGAACGGCUUCGGCGGCGCUGUGAAGGACAUGGCAGCAGGAUGGCCCUCGACGUCGCUGGCCAGCGUCAGGUCACCCACCGAUGCAAUGCGAUCGUUCGAUGCCACUUCGACGACCGCUCCACGCGUGUCCGACGCCUGGACUCCCUGCUGCCAAAACACGACCGCCGCGGCCGCUGCUGCCGUCGCGCAGGCCCCUACCAACGCCUUCUACCCGUGGAUGGCAAUUGCAGAUCGGGACGUGGCGAUGCUUAUGAAUCUGUCCCUUUCACACUGGCAAGCAUCCGCUUCUCCCUGUCUCAACAGCUACAUAGCACGAGCAAGUGGGUUACGACGGCGUGGCCGCCAGACAUACACCCGCUACCAAACCCUUGAGCUGGAGAAAGAGUUCCAUACCAACCACUACCUGACCCGGCGGCGGCGCAUUGAAAUGGCGCACGCUUUGUGUCUCACCGAACGCCAGAUUAAGAUCUGGUUCCAGAACCGUCGCAUGAAGCUCAAGAAGGAAAUCCAGGCCAUCAAGGAACUCAACGAACAGGAACGUCAGGCACAAGCAGCAAAGGCUCAGCAAGCCGCCUCUGGAACGUCGCAGUCGUCGGCGGACGUCAAAACGUAAGAUCCAACCAGUCUUCUUCUUUCGUGCGCGGAUCCCGCUUAGGGCCGUUGCUGCAACAAAAGCACAAGUCCCUGGUUAGGAUUUGCUCGCGCGAUAUAUAAACACACACACGCACGCACGGAGGUCACCGCGCAUUGAGCGCUCGAGCUCGUGAACGCGUGAACUGUUUGAGCCUCCCGUUUGAAUCGCCCUGGUCCCUGAUGAUCGACUACUACUACAAGGAGUGCAAAAGGACUCGGACAGUGAUGAUCGGGGGCUUCACCUACGAAUUGUGCAUUCGUUAACAGAAACGAAAAAAAAAUGGACGCUGAUGAAUGUGGCGUCGGUUUUUAUGAACUAUACACGAACAGCCGAUUGCGCUGGUUUAUUCUCGUUUUCGUCGUUCACGAUGUUAGUUUCAUCCAUCCCCAGCAUUUUUGUUUUUUUUUUCGUUUUUCAUUCCCCCUCUUUGUGUUCUUCUCUUCUGCUUUCCUUGUACGGAAGGUAUAUUCAUGUUCGUGUGUUUUCAUGUCGCAAGCAAGACGGCCCCGUAUUCUGCUGAAAGUGUGACAUUGCUGUAAUAUUGUAGCGCAAUGGCGCUGUAUAGGGCAUUGUUGUGAUGGGUGAUCUUCUUGCAUCAAGAUGCAUUUAAAAUUAUUUCAGUUUCGAGUGCACCUAUUCGUCCUUAAUUGUAGAUAGCAAGGGCGUGCCAGUCCUGUGUUUUAUCUUUCGCAUUUUUACGCCAAUGUACACAUUGACGUGUACACUUAGCGUAUUUCAGGGAAGAGCUUGCAGGGUGAUGUCAUUUCGAGGAGCCAAAUUGUACUUGUUCCUGUGAUUCUCACGUACACGACAUUUAUGUUCGCCUCUGUAGAGUCCUUCCGUCUCCCAGUAUUUUAAACGUUGGUCCUGGACUCAACGUGGGAUCUACGAAAUAUUCCACGCUCGACGAUGGCAUACGUCGAGAACCGCAAAAUACGUAACAAUCGGUGCACAAUGUGCCAAUAAAGUGCCAUGUUAACAGAAUUCGCUUUAGGUAUACUGUAUACAAGUGACCCAUAUACGUAUUACGAAUUGUAAACGUCGUCGAUUCCUGAAAACUGGGAAGAAACGUGCGCGGGGACGCAUCGAAAAGGUUGCGUCAGGUGCGUUACAUUAUUUGUAGUUUGAGGCAGGGAACAAUUCUGUUUGCAUUCAUCUAAUAUUUUCGUCACGGGUCUAAAGACAAGUAUCAUAGACCUGUCUCGAAAAUUACUGUUUUCAUUGACUGCAGAAUACAAAAAAAAAAAAAUACAGAUAUCGCCAGGCCACAGGCCAACCUUAAAAAAACACCUUAUCUAUGAUUGAGAUUUGAUACCACAUAUUGCCAGAUGAUACUGUGAAAUGUACAUAAAUACCAUAUUUCGAAUUCAGCGCCAUCAGAUACGUAUUAUACUAGAGCUCCUCGACCGGAAGGAGACACGUUUUUAGGUAUUUCCUUCUCUACGUUGGUGUCUUGUCUAGAGUAGUCUAGUUGUCUCUCGUAAGCCCUUCAUGUUCCACGUACAUAAAACAAGCAAUGGCGUGUGUAGCGUGUGAGCCUGAACAUAAGCCAGAAUCGAUCGUGCUGUGCAAUUAAUGUUCGCCAACAGAAAUUGUUCACACGAUUCGAGUGACAUCGUGAACUGUGGAACGCGAAUAUCUUUCUUUCUUUCUCUUCUUCUUCUUCUUUUUCUUUUUCUGCUUAUUUGUUUAUUGAAUAUUGACACUGUCUAUGCAAAUUUUCUAUACUGUUAACCAAGUCCUACUUUUUAUUCGAACUGUCCCAAGAAUUAUGAUAGUCUCCUCUGUGUCUGUCAGCAAUCUUUGCCAGGCCGUGACCGCCUCUUCUUACUCUGUCUGCCAUGUUCGAUAUUAGACAGGUUAUCUAACUUCAGCCGUUUACGUCAUUCUUGGAAGGUUAGCGUAACUGAAACAGUGACGUGAUGUGAUAGAGGAAGAAAAAAAUGGGGACGUAACAGAAAACAGAAGAGCAGAUACACGUGCUACCGCAGUACGCCAGGUAUGUGUUUUGGGCGCCCACUGCAAAUCACCAGCCCAAGCAGCACAAUGUACUGAAAGUCGAGUACAAUGGGGGUGAACGGAUAGGUGGAAGGCCUUGAACAGUCUCGUGAAACUAAAGAACAUUGAUAAGACACAUACCGUCCACCCCGAUUGCACUCAACUUUCAGUACAUUGUGCUGCCUGGAAGAUCAGGGCACAUAAAGUGACACAGAAUCCCAUUCGACGAUUGACCCGGGUAGAACCUGAGAUAUGCAGCGAGAAAUUGCUUAGUAUAUCACACGCAUGAGAUAUGAUUUGCGUCUGAUUGAUUGGAAAAUAAGAAUAUGGAGACGUACAUGACGUACCUCUAUACUUCUACUCUGUGCGACGCUUAUAUCUAUUACACCGCCUAAUUGCUUUUGCGCCAGUGCAACACUGUACCUCUAAGUUACAAUAAUUGCAAACAUUUCCUUUAGCCGACCAAUCUGAAACACCGCUCAUAGCCAUUUUAUGUAGUUGUUUUUCAUUUUUAAUUUUUUAAAAUAAUUAUAUGGGGCCUUUAAUACCGUGCGGAUCGGUAGUGUUGUAAUACACUUUAUCAGAAGCAUUAUAAGCAAAAAACUGGCCAAUGAAAGCUGGAAGCUCUAAUAAUUGCCCAAAUGACUGGCUAAACGCCUGAUUACAGUUGGGGGAAAGCCAUAUGAUCUCCUCGGGACAUGCUAUACCCAAAAGGCAUGACUUAAAGAUCUUCUGAUCAAAAACAAAAAGUUGAAAGAAAGGUGGAGUUAGAAGAGCAUUCGAAAGACAUUGCAAUGCCUGCUUUAUUGUUCAGGGUGUAGAAACGCCCCACGCUUUCUUCCUGUCAUUUAUAGUCAUAUACCAAGAACGAUUUUCAUGUCCGAAAUGUAUAAAAACUGUAUUAUAAGAACGAUCCUGGCUAACUGUUCAGGUUUCACGACGCCGUGGCACGCACCCUUUCCCGUUCCAGUGACAUGUUACCGAUCUCAUCCGUGAGGAUCAUUUGUGCAGCACGCAUGUUGACACUUAUUUAGUGAAUCUCGUUCUUUUUCUCUCAAGCCAACCUGUAUGUAAAUUGCUGAGCGGUAUACGGUUUAAAUUUGCAGGAUGUUAUGUGUUAUGAUUUGCGAGAAGAAAUAGGUCAACUAUGAGAGAAAUUGUAUAGAAUUACCCCCAUACACGCGCGAGAUGGUUAUUGUGAGAAUUACUGCAAUAAUAUUGCUCUUACAGGUGGUUUUGUGGUUUGUGGUUUAAAAAAGUGGCUAUUUCAUGAUCCGGCUAAAGUUCGGGGCUUCUCAAAAUGUGCAGGUUGUUGACGAUUCGUCACGCAGCAAGAGCACAAAGUGUAUUUGUUAAUGGCAUACAUAAUUAUACGUACUUACACCGUCGGCGCCAUUUUGUGAGGUUUUGAAUGAUUUCGGGAUGAGCCGCUGUUCACUAUUCUGGAGCAAGACAUUUGACGUGGCAUUUAUAUCAGUGUCAUGUUUUGUUCUACUCUUCUAUCGACAUCACACCAUCGUUCAUUUUGACCUGCAAUAGGCAGAAAUAGUAUUUACGUAAAAUUCUACAAAAUUACAGUAAUUGAGUAGCGUUCAUUACCAUAUCAAAGGGACCCAAGCAAUCACCGAACACCGCGAAAGUGACGUCAUUUGGGAAGCACGUAGCUUAUGUUUAUAAACCUGUGAGCGCAUGAUGUGUUCGUUCAGUUAAAAUUUGGGAGGGAAAUCCACUAUUUUUCAUUUAUUUAUUGUUUUUUUUUUUUUUUUACGUACCUUUCACAUUUCUUAUUUCGUUCUCAUGCUAUAAUUCCUUGUCGAGCCAAGUUGUGUAACCUGCUUACUGGCCACCUUGUCACUAUGUGACAUCUUGCUUUCAGGCCAUUGCAUUCACACAUGCAGCAUAUACUUAAAAUACACGUGCCGGAAGAUGUCCUGCUCAGAAAGUGGAAAGUGGUGUCACACCCGAAAUAGAUAUGUAUAUAUCUCGGUAUUUUAGGUACACAAGCAUACGACAUACCGAUAUACGUAACUAAGAACCAAACUGAUCAACUGAUCGUCUGUAUCCAUGGAAAACUGCAAGUUGUGAUUGCUCAGUAUACGUAGACGAUGAAGAAAUGGUUUUUAUAGACUUACCUAUUUUGUCAAUCAUAUUAUAUAUAUAUUUAUACAUUCACCUGUUAAAUUUAGGAUUUUGUGCUACUGAACAUGUUCUUCAUUUCGACACUUGUGAAAGAGGUAAAGUGAGGGGAGUUCAGUCUUUAUUAUUUUUUCCCCCUUUGCUCCCGCGCUAUGUGCACAACGGCCGGUGCUGAACACGUCAUGAAGUAUUCGUCGGCCUCAUUACAGUUGCCAUGUAAUUAUCAUGUUUUCCGUGAUGUGAAGUGUGACAUGCGGAGGAAAUACAUACCUGUAUCACAUCA